AUGCAUACUCACUGAUUUACCUUCUAGAGCCUUCUUCCAUUGUGCAUGUAUAUAGCUGUCAUUGUGUGUUUUAUUCCACUUUUCUAGGUGAUGUCUCAGAAGAGAAUGGCUCCAAGAAAUAGCUCCUCUGUGACUAAAUUUAUCCUUGUGGGAUUUUCAGACCAACCAGCUCUCCAGCUGCCUCUCUUCUUCUUCUUCUUAGGUAUUUAUGUGCUCACUGUUAUAGGCAAUUUGGGACUGAUCACCUUAAUUGGGUUGAAUUCCAGCCUUCAUACUCCAAUGUACUUUUUCCUCUUCAACUUGUCCUUUAUAGAUUUCUGUUAUUCCUGUGUGUUCACGCCAAAAAUGUUGAGUGAUUUUGUCUCAGAAAACAUUAUCUCCUACAUGGGAUGCAUGACUCAACUGUUUUUCUUCUGUUUCUUUGUCAAUUCUGAAUGCUACGUGCUGGUGUCAAUGGCCUAUGAUCGCUAUGUGGCCAUUUGUAAUCCUCUGCUUUACACAGUUACCAUGUCUCCUCAGGUCUGCACUCUGCUGAUGUUUUGUUCAUAUGUGAUAGGGUUUGCUGGAGCCAUGGCCCAUACUGGAAGCAUGCUGACACUUACUUUCUGUGAUUCCAACAUGAUCCACCAUUAUCUCUGUGAAGUUCUUCCCCUCCUACAGCUCUCCUGCACCAGCACCUAUGCCAACGAGCUUGUGUUUUUUAUUGUUGGAGUAGUCAUCACAGCAUCCAGUAUCAGCAUCUUUAUCUCUUAUGCAUUGAUUCUCUCCAACAUUCUUAAGAUUCCUUCUGCUGAGGGUAGAUCCAAAGCCUUUGGCACAUGUGGUUCCCAUGUAGUUGCUGUUGCUCUGUUUUUUGGGUCAGGGGCAUUCACCUAUUUAACAACCUCUUUCCCUGGUUCAAUGGAAGAGGGAAGGUUUGCUUCAGUAUUUUAUACCAAUGUGGUUCCCAUGCUUAACCCACUGAUCUAUAGUUUGAGGAAUAAAGACGUUAAACUUGCCCUAAAUAAAACCUUGAAGAGAGUGCUCUUCUGAUGAGUCUGGUGCUAUCAU
Molecule: messenger RNA, 1050 nt
Organism: Mus caroli (Ryukyu mouse)
Lineage: Eukaryota; Metazoa; Chordata; Mammalia; Rodentia; Muridae
Gene: Or8b4
Product: olfactory receptor family 8 subfamily B member 4
Biological process (GO): G protein-coupled receptor signaling pathway
Cellular component (GO): membrane
Molecular function (GO): olfactory receptor activity; G protein-coupled receptor activity
Source: RefSeq, a predicted model, not a curated record